AUGCCAACCUCGGAGGAAAGGCCCGAGACGGACCCCAAAGCCAAUGUUGGAGAUGCUACUAAGGCCCCUCGGAUGGUCUGUUACUUGUGCCGACGACGUUUCGCCACUCUAGAGCACUUGCUGCGCCAUGAGGAACUCUCCGAUCUCCAUAGAGCAAAUCUAGAAGAACUGGAUCAUACGAUCUCUUCGAAACGCUUGGAAUUACGCCAGACUGUAGCAAAAACAAGAAUAGCCUUGGAAGCUCUAUCGACUGUUGAGGAGAAGAAGGAGCUGGAGAGGAAACUUGAAGAGGCCGAGACGACUUUGGGCUCCUUGCAAGAGAACUUCGAGAGGCGUAUCUGUGUCUCUACUUCGACUCACGUGGACCAGACAGGUGUCGUCCAUCUCCACGCGGAGCAGUUGGAUAAGCUGGGCAAAGAAGAUAUCAAUAAAGGAACUCCCAAGUUGGUCCACCUCGGUAACUCUGGAAUGAGAAUCUGGGUCGGAGCAAGCACAUGGAAAGGGAACAAGAGGACCAAUGAGGACAGGUUCAUGCUGGACUUAUCUCUCGUCACUCCAGACACAGAUCCUCCAGUCCACGGUGUUGCCGUUUUCGAUGGUCAUAGUGGUUCGACGUGUGCCGACUAUACGGUGGACCACAUAGGAAAUAGCAUAUCCCAAUGCCUUGCAGCAAGGGACCCUACCAUUCCUUUUCAACAGCGACUAGAAGAAAGCGUCCGGCAAGCAUUCAUCCUCACUGAUGAAGAUUUUCUCCAGAUGGCAUCGGCUCGUGACAUCCCUGAUGGAACGACAGCGUUGAUGGCAAUUAUGUGGGCUGACUCUGAGGAGAAGCUGAAGAUACUCGUUGCGCACGCGGGAGAUUCUCGAGCUAUCCUAACCAGGAGCGGUGGAAUGGACUGCGUGAGGUUGACGGAGGACCAUAAGCCUAGUCGGGAGGAUGAGCGGCAGUGGAUUGAGAAAAGGGGAGGAAUUGUGAUCGAGAUCAACGGCACGUGGCGGGUUUUUACUCCCGAAAUCGUUGUUGUUGGUGACAAAGUGCUUCAAUGGGGACUGGCCGUUUCCCGCUCGCUGGGUGACCUCCCUUUGAAGAGUCCUCGAAUGGUGAUCAACAAUCAUCCAGAAGUCAGAGUACACGACCUCGACCCCGCGAUAGAUCGGACAGUGGUCUUAGCUUCGGAUGGAGUGUUUGAUGUCCAAUCUGAUGACAUGAUAGCCUCACUGCUGGCUACCCAGUCACCUUGCAAUCUAAUUAAACCUGAUGCAUGCGCCCGUCGCAUCGUUCGGCGAGCAUAUGAGCUUCUAUCUGACGACAACCUCACUGCCGUGGUAGUUCAUAUCGUGCCAUCCGAGAUUGAAAUCUCCGAUGAGAUCAAGAGUCGGAAGCGGCCGCCUACCGAUGAGGAGCCCAUCUCAAGAAAUGCGAAGAAAAGCCGUCGAACGCUAUGA
Molecule: messenger RNA, 1446 nt
Organism: Perkinsus marinus ATCC 50983
Lineage: Eukaryota; Perkinsozoa; Perkinsida; Perkinsidae
Product: protein phosphatase 2C, putative
Exons: 9
Coding region: 1-1446 (481 amino acids)
Biological process (GO): protein dephosphorylation
Molecular function (GO): protein serine/threonine phosphatase activity
Source: RefSeq, a predicted model, not a curated record